Camelina sativa (false flax) is the source of this 1685-nucleotide messenger RNA. Its product is annotated as AP2-like ethylene-responsive transcription factor AIL1. Lineage: Eukaryota; Viridiplantae; Streptophyta; Magnoliopsida; Brassicales; Brassicaceae. The record is from RefSeq and is a predicted model, not a curated record. Gene Ontology annotation, biological process: regulation of DNA-templated transcription. Gene Ontology annotation, molecular function: DNA binding; DNA-binding transcription factor activity.
CAAUAUAUAUUCACAUGUACAAUAAUAACACUACAAAUCAUAUAAAACACGAAACCCUAAAUAGUGUGGUAGAGAGAGAGAGAGAGAGAGAGAGAGAGAGAGAGAAAGAGAGAGAGAGAGAGAGAGAGAGAGAGAGAGAGAUGAACAAAUGGUUGGGAUUUUCUUUGACACCUCAUUUGAGAACUUGCGAUAGAGAAGAAGAAAAAGACGAAGAAGAACUUAGGCACAACGGUUCAGAUGGGUCUCUCUUCUUCGCCGAUCCUCUCACACAUCAUCCUUCUGUGGGGAGAUAUGAUAUUAACCUUGAUCACCAUCAUCAUCAUGACGAGGAAGUGCCAAACUCUCAUCAAACCGAGUAUCCUAUGAACCAUAACCAAACCAAUAUCAAUUGCACCACCGUGAUUAACGAAUUGUACCCACCCGGUUACCUCCUCCACGAACAAACCGAAGUUACACCACAAUACCCGAACUUAGUCCUUGAUUAUGGAGCUUUUGAGAGGGUUGGUUCGGUCUCGGAUCUCAAAUCUUGGUUAAGGCAAGACACUCCAACAUUUCCACUCUCAAAUACUUACGUUACUGAAGAGGGUGGUACGAGCAAUACUAUUAGUCAGUUGAGUAACGAAGAGACUGGUUACUAUAACACCAGUGGCUCGAUGCUAUCAUUGGCUUUGAGCCAUGGCGCUUGUUCUGAUUUGAUCAACGAAUCAAAUGUAUUGUCUGUGCCGGUGGAAGAACCGGUUAAGGUAGAUGAGAAGCGGAAGAGAUUGGAUGGUAAAUCUCAGGUGGUGAAGGAAACAGUUCCUCGGAAAUCGGUUAAUAGUUUAGGACAAAGAACUUCGCAGUAUCGUGGAGUUACAAGGCAUAGAUGGACAGGGAGGUAUGAAGCUCACUUAUGGGAUAAUAGCUGUAAGAAAGAGGGACAGACAAGAAAAGGAAGACAAGUGUAUCUUGGAGGGUAUGAUGAGGAGGAGAAAGCAGCGAGGGCUUAUGAUUUAGCGGCUCUGAAGUAUUGGGGUCCUACCACUCACUUAAAUUUCUCUUUAAGUAAUUACGAAAAGGAGAUCGAGGAACUCGAUAACAUGAAUAGGCAAGAAUUUGUUGCCAUGUUGAGGAGGAACAGUAGUGGGUUUUCUAGGGGAGCUUCCGUUUACAGAGGAGUUACAAGGCAUCAUCAACAUGGAAGAUGGCAAGCUAGAAUCGGAAGAGUUGCUGGAAACAAGGACUUGUACCUUGGCACAUUUAGCACGCAAGAAGAAGCAGCAGAGGCUUAUGAUAUCGCGGCAAUAAAAUUCAGAGGCUUAAACGCUGUAACCAAUUUCGAUAUAAACAGAUAUGACGUGAAGAGGAUAUGUUCAGCAAGCUCUGCGAUUGCCAAUACCGACCAGGCCAAAGGUUCUCCCUCCGGACAAGAACGACCACCAUGAAAUUUCUCGCCGGAGAGACUUCUUUUCCCGCGGUUUGUUAGAUGAGUCUUUUCAAUAUAUCAUUAUGGUUUAAUAAACGUUUAAAAGUUAGGCCUAUAUAUUAUAUAUAUACAACAUUUUUAGCAAAUUAUAGGUUAUCAUUAUCAGAAUCCAGGAUUACUAUAUAUGAUAUCCUUUGAUAGUAAUGUUAUUAUUUUCGGCAUGAACUGAAAAUGAAAAUUGUUGUUUUUAUUCGACAUAGAAUCAAUUGAACAUUUUUUU